This is a messenger RNA of Manduca sexta (tobacco hornworm), 1831 nucleotides long. Its product is annotated as sarcoplasmic reticulum histidine-rich calcium-binding protein-like. Lineage: Eukaryota; Metazoa; Arthropoda; Insecta; Lepidoptera; Sphingidae. The transcript is spliced from 3 exons. The record is from RefSeq and is a predicted model, not a curated record. Bases 45 to 1727 code for a protein of 560 amino acids.
CACCUCUAGGAAUUUAUCAUUCACCAACAGCAACUAGCAUAACAAUGAGAACAAGCCUUCUAAUGGCUUUCGGCCUUUUGGCCCUGGCGGCGAUAGUGUCCGCCCGGGAAAUCCGCGAAAAGAGGUCCGCGGAUCUGGAAGCAGCUGCUUCCGGCCAUCAUUGGGAUAAGGGUGGCGGCCACGAGCACCACGGAGGCCACCACCACGAUCAUGACGACCAUGGCCACAAAGGACAUAAAGGUCACCACGAGCACCACCAUGGAAAGCAUGGCCACCACCACCAUGAAGGACACAAGGGACACCACGGCGAGCAUGGCGGACACAAGAAGCACCACCAUCACGAUGAGGGUUACCAUCACCAUCACCAUCACGGAGAGAAGGGCGAUCAUGGUCACGGUCAUGAUGAACACGGACACUGGCACAAAGGACACGAUACAAAGGGACACCAUGGCAUCGAGAAACAUGACGAAUUCAAGAAGGACAAACAUUUCCACGAUCAUCAUGGCGAGAAAGGCUUCCAUGAACAUCAUGGUGGUCACCAUCACGAGGGCGGCUACAAGAAGGGUGGUCACUUCCACAAGGGACACAAACACGGCGGACAUCACGAACACCAUCAUGGCAAGAAAGGACACCAUGAGGAAGGAGGACACCAUCAUGACCAUAAGGGCCACCAUGGUGAGGGCGGUCACCACGACCACUGGCAUCAUCAUCACGACCAUGACAAGAAAGGCGGACAUGAGGACCACAAGAGCUGGGGACACAAGAAGGGUGCGGCGCGACGGCUACCAGUUUUUCCUGCUGUUGUGGCUCUUAAUGGCCAUUGUUCUUUCAUACCACUAGGGCGCCUGACCUUGACAGUUGAGAUGCAAGAGCCUGGGACGCGGUGCAACAAUUGCCUAAUGCCGCCGACAAGAAAAUCGAACUCAAUGUUCUAUAAAAUGUUGACGUGCACUUUAUUACCUGCCAUAACACAACAAACAUCGGUACAGAACACAACAAUGAAGGUGGCGUUACUCCUCAGCUGUGGCGUCCUCAUCGCCCUCGUCGCGCUCACACAGUCCCGUGACUUGCGAGAAAAACGAGCAGCCGACCUCGAAGCAGCGGCCUCCAAACACGAGAAGGGCGGUGGCAAGGAGCACCACGCCCACCACCAUCAUGACCACGGCCAUAAGGGGCACAAGGGCUAUAAGGGACACCACCAUCACGAACAUGGCCACAAGGGACAUCACCAUCACGAAGGGCAUAAAGGACAUCACGAUGACCACGGCGGUCACAAGAAGCACCAUCAUCAUGACGAUGGCCACCACCAUGAGCACCAUCACGGAGAAAAGGGGGAGAAAGGUCACGGGUUCGAAGAGAAGGGCCAUUACCACAAAGGACACUCUACCAAGGGUCACCAUGGAGUACACAAAGUAGACGAGUUUAAGAAAGACAAACAUUUCCACGACAAGCACGGAGAGUCUGGAUACGAAGAAGGCCAUGGUGGUCAUCAUCAUGAACACGGUCACAAGAAGGGCGGUCACUUCCACCACGGACACCAUCACGAUGGACACCACGAACAUCACCACGGCAAGAAGGGACAUCAUGAGAAGGGUGGCCACCACCACGACCACAAGGGACAUCACGACGAAGGCAGUCACCACGAGCAUCAUCAUCACCAUCACGGUCAUGGAAAGAAAGGAGGGCAUGAAGACCACAAACACUGGGGCUUUAAGAAGGGACACUAAGCCUUUUGCCUAUUUGUACAUAAAUAUUGUUGUUAUAUUUUUAUCCUUUAACACUAUGUAUAUAAACACUGUUAUUACAAUCAAAACUGAUAUUUUUUACUAAA